AGAAGGAGAAUGUUAUGUAAAAGAAGACGACGACGAUAACAGAUCCAACAUGGCUGCGUUGCUUGUCGUUUCUCGUGUCCUUGGAAAAAAGGUUUUGUUACAAAAAGCUUUACUCCCUGGUUGCCCAGCCAGCCUUCGCAAGCUUCAUUUCUCCAUUUAUGGGAAAAGGGGAGAUGCCAAAGUCUCAGAUGCUAUAUCCUCACAUUAUCCAGUGGUAGAUCAUGAGUUUGAUGCUGUUGUAGUGGGAGCAGGUGGUGCUGGACUGCGUGCUGCAUUUGGGUUAUCAGAAGCUGGCUUCAAUACAGCUUGUGUCACCAAGCUGUUCCCCACACGCUCUCACACAGUGGCUGCACAGGGUGGGAUCAAUGCAGCACUUGGUAAUAUGGAGGAGGAUGAUUGGCACUGGCACUUUUAUGACACAGUAAAAGGAUCUGAUUGGUUGGGAGACCAGGAUGCCAUUCACUAUAUGACUGAACAGGCUCCUGCUGCUGUGGUUGAGUUGGAGAACUUUGGUAUGCCCUUCAGCCGUACGGAGGAUGGAAGAAUCUACCAGCGUGCGUUUGGAGGCCAGAGUUUGAAGUACGGAAAAGGAGGCCAGGCUCACAGGUGUUGCUGCGUGGCAGACAGGACGGGUCACUCUCUUUUGCAUACGCUCUAUGGACGGUCUCUGAGGUAUGACACAAGCUAUUUUGUGGAGUAUUUCGCCCUGGACCUGUUGAUGGAAGAAAGGAAAUGUGUAGGAGUUAUAGCCUUGUGCAUGGAAGAUGGUUCUAUUCACCGCUUCAGGGCCAAAAACACAGUAAUUGCUACAGGCGGUUAUGGACGCACCUAUUUCAGCUGCACAUCAGCCCACACUAGUACUGGAGAUGGUAAUGCCAUGGUAACCCGUGCCGGCCUGCCAUGCCAGGAUCUGGAGUUUGUUCAGUUUCACCCCACAGGCAUCUAUGGAGCUGGUUGUCUGAUCACAGAGGGUUGUCGUGGUGAGGGUGGAAUCCUGAUUAACAGUGAAGGAGAGAGGUUUAUGGAACGCUAUGCUCCAAAUGCUAAAGACCUGGCCUCCAGGGAUGUGGUUUCACGCUCCAUGACCAUCGAAAUCCGUGAGGGAAGAGGUGUAGGACCAGAGAAGGACCAUGUUUACCUCCAGCUCCACCACCUCCCACCUCAGCAGCUGGCUUCACGGCUGCCAGGAAUCUCUGAAACUGCCAUGAUAUUUGCUGGAGUGGACGUCACAAAGGAACCUAUCCCAGUCUUACCCACAGUCCACUACAAUAUGGGAGGCAUUCCCACCAACUACAAGGGACAGGUCAUCACUCACAAGGAUGGUGAGGAUAGGGUAAUACCAGGUUUGUAUGCCUGUGGUGAAGCUGCCUGUGCCUCUGUACAUGGUGCCAACCGCUUGGGAGCUAACUCGCUGCUGGACCUUGUGGUGUUUGGCCGUGCAUGUGCGCUCACCAUUGCCGAAAACGACACUCCAGGAGAGAAGCUCGAACCCCUGAAGCCUAAUGCAGGAGAGGACUCUGUCGCUAAUCUGGAUAAAAUGCGCUUUGCUCAUGGUUCUACAAGAACUUCUGAGAUCAGGCUUAACAUGCAGAAGACUAUGCAGUCUCAUGCAGCAGUGUUUCGUACUGGAGAUGUCUUGAAAGAAGGUUGUGACAAGAUGGACACUCUCUACCAGACAUUAGACAACAUUAAGACGUUUGACAGAGGUAUCGUUUGGAACACUGACCUCGUGGAGACUCUGGAACUGCAGAAUCUGAUGCUGAAUGCUGUGCAGACGAUUCACUCGGCUGAGGCUCGCAAAGAAAGCAGGGGUGCUCACGCCCGGGAAGAUUUCAAAGUGCGUGUGGAUGAGUACGACUACUCCAAGCCAUUGCAGGGUCAACAGAAGAAGCCUUUUGAAGAGCACUGGAGGAAACACACACUGUCCUACACAGACCCAAAGACAGGAAAGGUCACUCUGGAAUAUAGACCAGUGAUUGAUGACUCUCUGAACGCUGAAGACUGUGCCGCCAUUCCUCCUGCUAUCCGCUCCUAUUAACCUAUUUACUAUUAUUUAUCAAUAAUAUGCUCAGUCUGAGUCCUUCAGUACAUUACAGAACAUUUGUGUUCAAUUCUGGUAUUUUGAAGGACAUUUUAUUGCUAAUAAAGCAUAAAUACUAAAAAUGGAGGGAUCUAGAAUUUGUUUUUAAAAAAAAAAAAAACCUAGAUAGAACUCGACGCCAAUGGCGUUGAUGGGGAUGCCUCCGCCUGGUAGAUGACAUGCCUUAUUAAGUUGUGAUUUGGGGAUGGACAUUUGACCUCACAGUAAUCUUGACCUGGUGAAAUUACUUGUAGAUUUAGAAAUUACUUGGAGAUAUUGUGUUUGCAAGGUUUUCGGACAGACAUUUGACCUCACAGUGACCUUGACCUUAGACCUUUUGAUCUCAAAAUCUAAUCAGUUUAUCUUUGUCCCCAAAUGCACAAAUGGUGAAAGUUUGGUGAAAUUCCUUUCAUCAGCCUUUGAGAUAUCGUGUUCACAAAGUUUCGGGACGGAUGCACGCAUGGACGGUCGGACGGACAGACGGACAACCCAAAAACAAUGCCUCCUGCACCUUAAGGUGGUGGAGGCAUAAAAAACGAAUUCAGGCCAACAUGUAAACAUAAGUUCCAUAUGUACUUGUGUUCUACUGAAUGAGCCUCAUUUAUCAAGCUUCAAGCAAAUAAAGGAAUUUAUUUGUCGACUUUUAAUCAUUCGUAGUUAGUUCACAAAAGCGUUCGUAUUCUACAAGAGCUCCUGAGUUUGUGUGGCAUGACGUUUUAUGACUCUCACUAAUGUGAACCUUGAUCGAUUGACUGAGUUGACACACGGCAAUUUAAUGAACAUUUGGUGAACUUCAUUUCAUAUUAAUGUAAUUUGCUUUAAGAAAUACUGAUGGUGUUAGUAUUUGGAGGGUGGGUAUUUUAAAAAAAAAAAGAAAAGAAAGCAAGCCAACACAAAUCCAUCUGUAGACAAAAAGAAAUGCUGUAUAAAAAGGGAGGAUGUGGUGCAACAGUGUACAAGUCUGUUCUGUUGCCGUGCAUCUUCGAUUCAUGCUGUGAAAGCCAGCACUAACAUAAAUUAUCGAUUUGGAUUGUCUUGGUGUGCUGUACAUUCCCUAGUGUGCUGCAGGACUUCAUCAAGCAUCCCAAAUCUAUCAGGUUUCCUUCCAACACUCUCAUUCCCUCCUGCUUUUCCAGUGUGACAGUGGUGUGUGAGAGGCUGAAGAGCUUGUGUUGUCAUGAGAGAUUUCUGGUGGACAAUUGCAGAGCAUCAUUUUAAAACAAAAAAUGUGGAUGAUGCCCCGAGUUCAGUGUAGAUACUUUUUACUCCAUUUUCAUGUCACAGUUUUCUUGUAACUUAAAGGUCAUAGGCAAUGGUCGGAGGUGAAACAUAGAAUAUCAACUUUAUGGUCUAGAAGACCAACCCAAAAAGCAAAUUCAAUUUUCCUAGUGUCUAAUUUGCACCCUAAAAUUGAAUAAAACAGUUAAAAUAUACUGUUUUGCCCAAUUUCCGAAGGUUUGUUUACAUCUCACUUAUGCGCACUUUCACCGCCAGGGAACAGUCGUUGUGAUGUCAUUUAAGGCAAACAGACUGGGAGCAGUUCUGUGUUUACUUGCGAACCGAGCACACGUGUAUGGACUUUGGUCGUGAGAGGUUGUGUAAAAUGUCUGAAGGCGAUAGCGAUUUUGAAGUAGGAACUCUCCAAAUUGAAUAUCGAGAGGUGAAACCAUACAUGUAUGAACCUAUGGCCAUUGCGAAGUAAUCGGUGAAUGUGGCUCACUGGUUUGACCGUGCAGCCUUGGAAUCGGACAGCGACUUGGCUGACUCUGAUCGUGGUGAUCCCGGACUUCAACAAGACUCGCGCCCAAACGAUUUAUCCUGAUAGUGAUGAUAAAUUCCUACUUUCAUCGUAAUACUAAAUAAGAGCCCUUUUGAAGAAUAAUUAAACCGCCCUCCCUAGUGGAUAUAGGUAACGAUUACUUGACAGUGCGCCGGUAGGCCACGUUAGCCUGCCAUCCACGGCACUGUACUAUUUAUAGCCCAUUCUAAGCAAGGAAAUAUGCCUUUGUCUCAUUUCCACAAUGAUUGUACAGGAUCCCUCAGGAUUCUUGACUUGUCAAUUGCAAGCAAAAGUAAAAAUGUUUACCCCCAAUCUUCUCCUUUUUGCUUGAGCAUUGCUGGUCCGUUUCUUCUUUGACUGCUUGAUUUUGUUUCACGCACACAAUCCACUCUCUCCGCCUCGUCUCUUGUUCCGGAAAAAAACAACUCUCUGGCUUCACACACACAAUCCACUCUCUCCGCCUCGUCUCCUCUUUUGGAAAAAGCCAACCCUCUUGCUCCACCUCGUCUCCUCUUCCCGGAAAAAGCCAAUCCACUCUCUCUGCCUCCUUCUCUUCUCUCAGAAAAAGGUAAAAACUUCUUCCUGAACUGGUCCCGUUGUUACAGUUCACUGCACAACAAUAAGGCAUUGUUUAUUGUUAAAAGUGCUAUACAAAUAAACUUGACUUGGCAUGGUUUUUCUUUGGAAAUUCCUGAAUGCACGUCUGCACUCAAGCCGAACGGCAAUGUAAGUAAACAGAAGUGGACUCAACUCAAGCGGUUUGUUUGUCUUAAAUGACGUCACGCGCCGAGUGGUCACGAAAAUAGCCGAACAGAAAUUCGCCACGAUCCGCGCUAACUUAUUUUAAUGAUUAUUUAUUAACAAUACUUCUUGGGAACAGAAGACAAUUACAGAGGGGUUUUUUUAACGUAUAAAGUUUCAAAUGUGCAUAAAAUUAAAACCGUUGCCUAUGAGCUUUAAUUUACUGUGCAAGUCAAAAUAACUUCUGCUGCAGAGAAAUUUUUCUCACGCUUUGUUGUCCUCGGUGAGCUUUGCCUUUUACAGAGUUUUAUGGGCAUCGCUAAAUGCAAACGAGCUGUAGCAUGAAUGUGCUUUGCACUUUACGAGUGACUUGUAAUUCAACACAGAACUAUGAACAAAAUCAACAUUACUGAAACGUUAGCAAAUGUGGCAGCAAUUUUUCUUACGGUUUAUCUGACAAACAUUUGCACACAACUUGAUAAAUGAGGCCCGUUUUUCAUGUGUUUCACCAAUGUACUUCCUGCUGAAUGUGCUUUAGAGAGUCGUUAAAUUGCUUUCCAUCUGCUUUUGUAGUGUUUUUUUUUUUUUUUUAAUAAUUGGGGUUAUUGGGUUUCUGUUGUAGUCUCUUCCAUUUCUACUGCACUGAAUCCUUGAUGAUGCAACACAAGAUAAUCUGACUGGUUGCCUCCGAGCAAUAUUUACUUCUUAAUUGAAUAAAGUUGAUCUGACCAUCUGA
Molecule: messenger RNA, 5337 nt
Organism: Neoarius graeffei (lesser salmon catfish)
Lineage: Eukaryota; Metazoa; Chordata; Actinopteri; Siluriformes; Ariidae
Gene: sdha
Product: succinate dehydrogenase complex, subunit A, flavoprotein (Fp)
Exons: 15
Coding region: 50-2038 (662 amino acids)
Biological process (GO): tricarboxylic acid cycle; mitochondrial electron transport, succinate to ubiquinone
Molecular function (GO): electron transfer activity; succinate dehydrogenase (quinone) activity; flavin adenine dinucleotide binding
Source: RefSeq, a predicted model, not a curated record